UGACCUUUUAUUUUGAAACGCGUUAGCUGCGUCUUCCGCGAGGUCACGGUGUCCGCGGUCACGCGCACGCACGGUGUUAAGCGCUAGGCGGAGAGGCGCGUGAGGACUUCAGAGCUGAUUGAGACGGGGUUUCUACCGGAAACAGAAAUCAGUUAUAUCUCGGAGUUCAUCAAGACCGAACUAUGAUCGCAGCAUCAGUGGAGAUCCUGUAAACACUCAUCCAGAAUCACUUUCUCCUGAGAAACACAAGGUGCCGCUGCCGUGAGGACGCAGGAUGCAGACCAUUAAGUGUGUUGUGGUGGGCGACGGGGCGGUGGGGAAGACGUGCCUCCUCAUCUCCUACACCACCAACGCCUUCCCCGAGGAGUACAUCCCCACCGUGUUCGACAACUACAGCGCUCAGAUGAGCGUGGACGGCCGUACGCUGAGCCUCAACCUGUGGGACACGGCGGGGCAGGAGGAGUACGACCGUCUGCGCACGCUCUCCUACCCACAGACCAACAUCUUCAUCAUCUGCUUCUCCAUCGGCAGCCCCUCGUCCUUCGCCAACGUGCGGCACAAGUGGCACCCGGAGGUGACCCACCACUGCCCCGGCGCUCCCAUCCUGCUGGUGGGCACCAAGAGAGACCUGCGCUCGGACGCGGAGACGCUGAAGAAGCUGAAGGAGCAGGGCCUGGCUCCCACCUCGCACCAGCAGGGCGGCGCUCUGUCCAAGCAGAUCGGAGCGGUCAAGUACCUGGAGUGCUCUGCGCUGCUGCAGGAGGGCGUGAGGGAGGUGUUCGUGGAGGCCGUGCGUGCCGUGCUCUACCCCGCUACCAAGAAAAACGGCAAGAAGUGUGUGCUCUUAUAGUCGUGCGUGACGGAGAUGAACUCGUGAACAAGCUGCACAGAGCCGUUCUCACGCUCUCGCUCUUUCUGAUUGGGCUUCGCUGACUUCUUCAUGUCUCUUUGUCUUGUAAAUCUGUCUGUGGAAGUUGCUUGCUUUAUUUGAGUUUUUAUUGAUCAAUAACAGUUUGUUGCCAGUAGAGGUGUGAUGAUAAAUCAAUCCGAUUCUGCAUCGUGAUUCUCUUCUGAAUUGAUUCUGAUUGUUAGUUUUGAACAGCAGAUGGCGCUGCAUGCUUCAGAAACAGCCGUACUCCACUCACUUCCUGUUCCUCACGCACCACUUGAACUUAAAAUAAUCAUUCAGAAAGGUCGAAAGGUUGAAGCGUAUUACAAGAGUGUUCACAGUGUCAUAAAAGAACG
Messenger RNA from Carassius carassius (crucian carp), 1245 nucleotides. RefSeq names its product ras homolog gene family, member Gd (gene rhogd). Gene Ontology annotation, biological process: cortical cytoskeleton organization; establishment or maintenance of cell polarity; regulation of cell shape. The transcript is spliced from 3 exons. Bases 275 to 850 code for a protein of 191 amino acids. Lineage: Eukaryota; Metazoa; Chordata; Actinopteri; Cypriniformes; Cyprinidae. Gene Ontology annotation, cellular component: cytoskeleton; plasma membrane; cell projection. Gene Ontology annotation, molecular function: GTPase activity; GTP binding; protein kinase binding. The record is from RefSeq and is a predicted model, not a curated record.